Electrophorus electricus (electric eel) is the source of this 1227-nucleotide messenger RNA. It is a transcript of the gene atpsckmt, whose product is annotated as fATP synthase c subunit lysine N-methyltransferase. NCBI's taxonomy places the organism in Eukaryota, Metazoa, Chordata, Actinopteri, Gymnotiformes, Gymnotidae. Gene Ontology annotation, cellular component: mitochondrion. Gene Ontology annotation, biological process: positive regulation of proton-transporting ATP synthase activity, rotational mechanism; regulation of mitochondrial ATP synthesis coupled proton transport; peptidyl-lysine trimethylation. The record is from RefSeq and is a predicted model, not a curated record. Gene Ontology annotation, molecular function: protein-lysine N-methyltransferase activity.
GAUAGCCGCCCACACAUCAGGCACGUCCUCAAGGUUUAUGCAUGCACUUUCUAUACGUAUAGGUUAUUAAAUUAAUAAAACCAUAAAACCAUUAAACUACAUUGGGAUAUCUCAACAUACUGUAUUAGCGGCAUAAAAUAGCGCUACAAAGAAUCGAGCCAAAUUGAGGUUUAGUAGCACACGUGUUUUGCGUUGUCCUCUUGUGGCAUGGCUUGGUGCAGGUCAGAGGAGACCCAUGGAGAGGAGAACAGCAGUAUUAAAGCCCACAUAGGCGUUACUCCGAAAUGCGCUGAUGAUGGCAGAUUCUCAGAGAACAGCAGUAUUAAAGCUCACAUAGGCGUUACUGCGAAAUGCGCUGAUGAUGGCAGAUUCUCAGAGAACAGCAGUAUUAAAGCUCACAUAGGCGUUACUGCGAAAUGCGCUGAUGAUGGCAGAUUCUCAGAGAACAGCAGUAUUAAAGCCCACAUAGGCGUUAUUGCGAGCUGCACUGUGGCAGGCUUGCUCGUCGCCCUGCAUGCUGUUGCUGGGCCCUUCAUUGCACCCGCGCUGAGGAAGGUUUGCCUUCCCUUUGUGCCUGCAACAGCCACUCAAGUCAAAAACGUCAUGAAUGUUUUGCAAGCAAGAUCGGGAAGCCUUGUGGAUAUUGGAAGUGGCGAUGGACGAAUAGUCAUAGCUGCAGCAAAGGCUGGUUUCAGGGCAGCUGGCUUUGAACUGAAUCCGUGGCUGGUGUGGUAUUCCCGUUACAGAGCUUGGAGGGAAGGUGUUAGUCACUGCACCUCUUUUCACAUCGCCGACCUGUGGAAGGUCAGCUUUUCACAGUAUUCCAAUGUAGUCAUAUUUGGAGUUCCACAAAUGAUGGAGCAACUAGAAGCCAAGCUUCAGUCAGAGCUUCGGACUUCAGCUAUGGUUGUGGUCUGCCGCUUCCCCUUUCCCACGUGGACUCCUGAGUGUGGGGUUGGAGAGGGAAUCGACACUGUAUGGGUCUACCACGCCAAGACAUUCAAAUCUCAGGAAAAAAACGGCCGAAACUGCAGAACAGCUGUGAAUACUCUGUCUGUUAGACUAAAUGGACCUGUGGAACAUGUCUCUGGUAAUCGAGACUCAGUCCUUUUCUGUUUUUUUUAAAUUCUUUUUGAACAUUGGAUCAGUAAAGAAUAUCAAUACAAAUAUCUUGUCUUUGCAGUCUUCCUGUACACUAAAUAAUAAUUCUAGCAUCAGCUGAUAUUU